AUGGUGUCCAGAGCCCCUUCUCCUGCCGGCAGUGGUUCGGAUAGUCCUUCGCUGAAAGGGGCCGACUCAGGCUAUGCAAGUGGUGACAACAGUGAGAUCGGCUUGCCUGAGGUAUACUUCACCAAACAUCAUCUUCAGUUCCUUAAUCGGCAGCUUCAGUUCCUCGAGCCCCAGGACAUCUUAAGAUGGUGCAUUACCUCUCUCCCACACCUGUUCCAGACGACGGCAUUUGGACUGACCGGUCUUGUGACGUUGGACAUGCUGUCCAAGCUCAAGAUCCCUCGUCCUCAGAUGGUCGACUUGGUGUUCAUUGACACAUUACACCACUUCAAUGAGACCUUAGAUCUUGUCGACAAGGUGCGGGAGAAGUAUCCACUGAUCAAUGUGCACGUCUAUAAGCCGGAUGGUGUUGAGACAGCGCAGGAAUUUGCAGACAAAUAUGGUGACAAGUUAUGGGAGGUCGAUGAUGAGAGAUAUGAUUACCUUGCCAAAGUUGAGCCAACUCAACGAGCAUACCGAGAGCUCAGUGCGUUUGCGGUAUUGACUGGCCGACGACGGAGUCAAGGAGGUCAGCGGGGUGACCUCGACAUCAUCGAGGUCGACGAGGCUGGGCUGAUCAAGAUCAACCCGAUGGCCAACUGGUCAUUCAAGCAGAUCCAAGAUUACGUCAAAGAGCAUGACGUUCCUUAUAACGCACUUUUGGAUCGGGGAUACAAAAGUGUUGGAGACUGGCACUCGACCCAACCCGUGAAGAAAGGUGAAGAUGAAAGGGCAGGUCGGUGGAAGGGUCAACAAAAAACAGAGUGCGGCAUCCACAACCCUCGGUCCAAGUAUGCACAGUACUUGAUGGAGUUGGAGAAGAAACGGGAGCUGGAAGCCCUUGAGCAAGCGCUGCAGAUGGUCAGCCUGAAGUCGUGA
This is a messenger RNA of Exophiala aquamarina CBS 119918, 918 nucleotides long. RefSeq names its product phosphoadenosine phosphosulfate reductase. Bases 1 to 918 code for a protein of 305 amino acids. NCBI's taxonomy places the organism in Eukaryota, Fungi, Ascomycota, Eurotiomycetes, Chaetothyriales, Herpotrichiellaceae. Gene Ontology annotation, cellular component: cytoplasm. Gene Ontology annotation, molecular function: phosphoadenylyl-sulfate reductase (thioredoxin) activity. The record is from RefSeq and is a predicted model, not a curated record. The transcript has a single exon.